Pungitius pungitius (ninespine stickleback) is the source of this 1343-nucleotide messenger RNA. RefSeq names its product cytochrome b-245 chaperone 1 homolog. Bases 235 to 852 code for a protein of 205 amino acids. The transcript has 6 exons. Lineage: Eukaryota; Metazoa; Chordata; Actinopteri; Perciformes; Gasterosteidae. The record is from RefSeq and is a predicted model, not a curated record.
UCCAAAGACAUGUACAAGUUAGCAUAGUUCAAAUUUACAAAGUUUUAUUUUGAAGGUGUGUAGAAAAUGAUCCCGUCCAAUCAAUACCAACGAAUCCCGGAAGGAAGUGUCACCCAGGACAGUUAUUGCAAAAAUGAGUACUUCCUUAUAAUUCAGUACAUGUGUUUCCUUGUUCCAAUGCUCUUUUACUAAAACUGCACGACGCAGCUUCGCAGAAAGGCAGAACAGUUAAAGAUGGGAUACAUGACAGUUGAGGAGCUCAGCUCCACCCGGCUCCACCUGAAGAGAUCUCCGGGCAUACGUUCCUGGUCCCUUCUUGUCGGCAUAGUGUCUGUUGGGUUGGCCGCUGCGUACUACAGCUCAGACAGCCUCCUGUGGAAGCUUUUCUAUGUGUCCGGCUGCCUGUUUGUAGCCAUGCAGAACAUGGAGGAAUGGGAGGAGGCCGUGUUUGACAAAUCCAAGGACCUGAUUGAACUCAAGAGCUUUAGCCUGUACGCCUUGGUCCUGACCUUGUGGAGAAAGGGGCAAGAGAAAGUUGUGUUGGAUCUGACACAGCUGUGUGACAUCUGCGUCCAGGAAGAGAAGGUUCGCUAUUUGGGGAAGGGCUACCUGCUGAUGCUGCGGCUGGCUGCCGGCUUCUCCUACCCCCUGACUCACAGUGCCACACUGGGAGGACGCAAUGAUGUGGAGGUGGUGGCUUCAUUGCUGAAGCGCUUCCUGGGCCUGGAGGAGUUGCAGCAGAGCAGGCAGCAGGAAGAAGAAGAGGCACAGCAUGCAGAAGAGGAAGAGGAAGAAGAGGAGGAUUCUUUGGACAAAAGUAGUGAUUCAGAUGGUGAAGCAGGAGAACUCUGAUCCCUCUGUGACCUUUAACGCUGCUGCAACUUUGUGUGGAUAUAUGUUUGGGCAAUAUGGCUUUGCUAUGGCAUUACAGAGGGUGAGGUGAUACCCUCGAUGCACGUUAUGCUGUUAACAAGCGAUGAUACACCCAAGAAUAUCGGUUCUCUCAGUUCCUCCUUACAGACUUAUUUUUUUGGAGGACUAUAGUAACAUAUUUAUUGCUUUAUUUUCAAGUAAACUGGGAUAGAAAUAUCAAACAAUUUUUUAUAAAAGAGUCCUAGGAAAAACAGAACUAGCAAAGACUUUCAUUAUACUUGAGAUGCAGCUCUCUACAAGUGAAUAGCAUGCCUUAGCUCUUCUCAUCUAAUUAUUAUUUUGAAAUACACUCCAGAUUACAGUUUUACUGUGCCUUCCUGAUGAACUCUAAUAUGUGUUUAUGUGUAAGUCAAUGGAAAGUGCUUUUCCCAACGUUUGCUGGACCUGUGGAAAACCACCCGGUGGAUAAU